Harpegnathos saltator (Jerdon's jumping ant) is the source of this 3292-nucleotide messenger RNA. RefSeq names its product Microtubule-associated protein Bicaudal D (gene BicD). Gene Ontology annotation, molecular function: dynactin binding; cytoskeletal adaptor activity; dynein complex binding. Bases 550 to 2886 code for a protein of 778 amino acids. The transcript is spliced from 8 exons. NCBI's taxonomy places the organism in Eukaryota, Metazoa, Arthropoda, Insecta, Hymenoptera, Formicidae. Gene Ontology annotation, biological process: protein localization to organelle; regulation of microtubule cytoskeleton organization; microtubule anchoring at microtubule organizing center. The record is from RefSeq and is a predicted model, not a curated record. Gene Ontology annotation, cellular component: cytosol; Golgi apparatus.
GGGUUAAAAGGCCGCGCCGACGACGGACCGCGGACGUGAACGCGGAACAUGCAUCCGGUUGUUCGCACGAUCUCGUCCGCGUCCCCGCCGUCCACCGCGCGCUCCAUCGUGGCCGCCGAGUCGUCGUCGUCGCGCGUCUGUCAAAAUCGGCGAGUGGCUCGCGGCGGUGGAUCGCACGCGGGGAGAAUGUGAGAAGGAGCAGGUGGAGGUAGAGCCGAGGAGAGAAGAGAUAAGCGGACGCGAGAGCUCGUGCUGCGGCUGUCCUAUCGCGGGGAACUGAUCGACGCGCCUGAUCGACGAUUACCGGAGGAUGCGUCCGCGCUCGAGAGGCGCAACCACGGCGACCGGCGUCUGUACAUUCUACUCGUGAUAACGACGAGUUGCUGGAGCUGGUGCAACAGACGGACGAGGAGGAGGAGGAGGAGGAGGAGGAGGAGGAGAAGGAAGAGGAGCACCACAAGAGGUAACAACGUUUAGAGAAAGAGGGACAUCGUCGUCCUCGUCGUUGUCGUUGCCGUCAUCCCCGUUGUACACUCGACACAAGCAGCAAUGGCCGCCGCCGUCAACGGGGUCGGGCUCGAGGAGCUGAGGACCGAAAUCGAGCGGUUGUCGCGCGAGCUCGAUUUAGCUUCUACCGAGAAGAUACAGUCGGCGCAGUAUGGGCUCGCGUUGCUCGAGGAGAAGUCGGCUCUGCAGCAACGAUGCAACGACCUCGAGGCCCUCUACGAAAACACGAAGCACGAGCUGGAGAUCACGCAGGAGGCCCUUGCGAAAUUCCAAACGACUACAAAACUGACCACAAAGAGCGGCAUUGAGCAAGAAGAGAGUCUUCUCAAUGAGAGUGCCGCUCGUGAAACAUCUCUACAAACACAGAUCAUAGAGCUGGAGAAUGAAACAAAACAGUUACGUCAUGAAUUGGAACGCGUGGAGGCGGAACGCGAUCACGCGCUGCAAGAGCGUGAAGAGGUCGGCAAGGACCACCAGCAGGCAGAGACGGAGCGCAAGUCACUGCGGACGGAAUUACGGGAGUGCAGAUUCCGCGAGACUCGCCUACUCCAAGACUACUCCGAGCUGGAGGAUGAAAACAUCUCAUUGCAGAAACAGGUGUCCGGCUUGCGGUCCAGUCAAGUAGAAUUCGAAGGUGCCAAACAUGAGAUCCGCAGAUUGACGGAAGACGUUGAGUUGCUUAACAGCCAGGUAGAAGAGCUGACGAACCUGAAGAAGAUAGCGGAGAAGCAAAUGGAGGAGGCUCUGGAAUCUCUGCAGGCCGAGCGUGAAGCCAAAUACGCCUUGAAGAAGGAGUUGGACCAGCGAAUUAACAGCGAAUCGAUUUACAAUCUCAGCAAUCUCGCGCUCUCCAUCCGAGGCAUCACGGAAGAUCAGACGAUAUGCAGCGACGGCGAGGACGAUUCGCCCGCUUUGCGUAGAAUCGAAGCGGACUUGAAAACACAAGAACCGGGCACGUCCGCGACCGACAAGCAGGUCGAUCUGUUCUCUGAAAUUCAUCUGAACGAGCUGAAGAAACUGGAGAAGCAGCUGGAGCUCGCGGAGACCGAGAAGGCUCAUCUGAUGCAGAACCUACGCGAGUCGCAGUACGCGGUUGAGAAGAGUCAGGGCGAGUUGCAAACGUUCGUUGCGCGGAUAGUGCAGCUAGCAGCGCAUGUGCAAUCGUUACAUCAUCUUCAUUCCAAGUUGCCGGAGAAGCAGAGCGAAGAAACGACGCUGGAUAAACUCAAUCAGGCCAUUGUGCAAUAUCAUCAGUGGAGCACCAUGUCCGCUCGCGAAAUUGCCCAAUUGCAGAAGGACUUGGCGGAAUUGGAAAACGGCUUGGCCGUGUCCGACUCGACGCAGCAAUUGAGAACGGAGCUGACGAAUCUUAGAAACAAGAUACCCGAGUCAGAGAAGAGCCUUCGAGAAAAGCUCUUGGACACGGAGCAGAGAAGCAUGCAACUCGAAUCGGAUGUGUCCACUCUGUCGAAGCUUACCGCCGAGGCAGGCGGCUUUCUCGAUUCCGCUCAGAACGAUCUACAAAAUCUUUCGGAGGAACUCGCGCAACUUUAUCAUCACGUGUGCACAGUCAACGGCGAGACUCCUUCGAGAGUGGUAUUGGAUCACGAGAAGAUCGUACCCGAGAAGGAAGAGGAGAACAGCAAGAUGGACUGGUGCCGAACCUUGUUUAAAACUGACAUCAAGAUCAAGGAUCUGGAAAGCCUUAGCAAAGCGAAGGAGAUUGCGAAACACAUAGAGACGGCGAUGGACCAAAUAAAGCAUCUCAGGAGCUCCGUGGAGCAUACGAUCGAGUUAUCAAAAGUCAAAGGAAUGCAGUCUAAUGUCUGCAACGUUUGUGAGGCUUCCGUCAACGAAAACAAAGCAGAGGUAACAGACCUUCAAGAGCAAGUCAUCAGAUUAAAGGCCUUGUUGUCUGCUAAACGGGAACAGAUUGCCACGUUGAGAACGGUACUCAAAUCAAACAAGAACACAGCGGAGGUAGCGUUGACGAACCUGAAGAGCAAGUAUGAGAACGAGAAGAGCAUCGUGAACGAGACGAUGCUGAAAUUGAGAAAUGAGCUUAGGAUGCUGAAGGAAAAUGCCGCGACGUUCUCAAGUCUGCGUGCAAUGUUCGCUGCACGCUGCGAAGAGUACGUGACGCAAGUCGAUGAGCUUCAACGGCAGCUUGCCGUGGCGGAGGACGACCGGAAGACGCUGAACCAGCUGCUACGUUUGGCAGUGCAGCAGAAGCUCGGUCUUACCAUGAAGCUGGAGGAACUGGAGGUUGACCGGGAGCUGCGCAAUACCAGACGGCACGCCGCCGGGGCGAACGGUCGCGGUAGACCGCGACUGUCGCAACAGACGAACCGUCCCCACUUAGGCAGAGACUUCUUCUAGAAAAUGAUGAAGAUGUGGAGCAAGAUAUUCUGAGAGAAGCAAGGAUUUUGAAAACCUUUUCGAAUUUUUCUACUGCUCGUUGCCGCGGCCGCGAUUGUCGUGGGCUUUAUUAGAAGACUCUAGUGAGUAUCAUUGACUUCUCUUUCGUUAGAAAUGAGACGUGACGUCCGCGGUCUCGUAGAUACGUGCGCUGUAAUACCGAGAACGAUAGCGUUCUCGCGAGACGUAUUUUUGCAAAAGAGGCGGACGGGCGGACAUGUUGAAUGUUUAAGAAACAUGAAAAAGAGACAGAGAGAGAGAGAGAGAGAGAGAAAGAGAAAGAAAGAAAAGAAAAGAAAAUUAUGACGCCGUCCUCACUAUAAUCAGGAGAGAAUCGCGUUUGGUAAAUCCAGGAAAUUAAGGGAGG